CACGAUGGAGUCUAGUUGUACAUCAAAUCAUUCACCAUCAGUUCAGUCUCAAACAGAUACAAAAUGCAUUCAAUGUCAAAGUAUCUUUAAAAAAGCAAAGCAUGGAUAUCAGAGAUACUCGCUAAAAAAUUUGAGUAAGGCUUCGAAGUUCAAAGAUAUACCUGGAUUAACAGAGUAUUUAUUACAGAGAUGUGAAAAUCCUGAAAGCUCAUUUGUCUGUCAUAAAUGUGUCAAGAAAUAUCGGGAGAGUCACCCUCACCCAUCCAUGAUGGGGUCUAGUUGUACAUCAAAUCAUUCACCAUCAGUUCAGUCUCAAACAGAUACAAAAUGCAUUCAAUGUCAAAGUAUCUUUGAAAAAGCAAAGCAUGGAUAUCAGAGAUACUCGCUAAAAAAUUUGAGUAAGGCUUCGAAGUUCAAAGAUAUACCUGGAUUAACAGAGUAUUUAUUACAGAGAUGUGAAAAUCCUGAAAGCUCAUUUGUCUGUCAUAAAUGUGUCAUGAAAUAUCGGGAGAGUCACCCUGACCCAUCCACUGCUUCAUUACCUCAUCAUCUCCUGUUUCAUUCAUAUUCAUCCAACUUGCCCCAAGAACCUCAAAAGCGAGUUCCAGUCAAGCGUGUAUAUAAGAAAGUACGGUUAGAAGCAAUGAACGCACUAAAACAAUGUAAAUAUAGACGUCUUAUUAAACUUUUAUUUGAAGGAAGCAAGAAAUUCAAACAUGAAUUUCACAAAUUUCUAAGUGAAAAGGUAAAAAGAGAGAUAAAAACCUUCUCAAAACAAAUUAAGCCUUACAAAAACUGGAGGGAUUUAAUGGACCAAUCCAGCAGCAGUAUGCCAAUAUUAACAAGUACAAUUGAAUCAGCUGUGCCAAAACAAAAGAGCAUGAACGAAGAUGAUCAAGCUGCACGAGUCGGGGUGGUGACAUCUAUACUGUGCUAUCGCAAAAGUCGACUAUUGGGAAAUCAGUUUCAAAAGAUAACAAGCUAUCAACUUUCAAAGCAUGGGUGUGACAAGAAAAUGAUGCGUUAUCUUAACUAUCUGGGCAUUGCUGUUGGCCUUCAAGCAAACCAGAGCAUUGUUGAAAGAACAGACAAAGAAGAGCUUAAACAGUGGGAUGAAUUCUAUUCAACCAAGGGGAUCAAAAGGCCACGUAGUCCAGCAGAAGAGGAAGAAGAAAACAAUGCAAAUAAACAACAGAAGCUUGAUCAAAGCGAGAGAGAAGUUUAUGUACCUAAACUGAGCACAGAAGUUUAUGAUCGCUUAUAUCAACCCCAUGGCUAUGUCAAAUCAAGUAUCAAACCAAGUAGCGAAAUAGUGUCAAGACGUAGUGCAAGAAAGUGUCAAAAGAAAAUUCUAGGUAAAGAAUGGAUGACUGGACACAUAUCUGAUCGUAAACUGCUGCGUAACUCAGGAACCUCAGCAAAAAGUAAUAAAGAACCCAGAGACACAUCUGCUCGACAUAUAUCUGAAAAAAAAGAACCCAGAGACACAUCUGUGCGACAUAUAUCUGAAAAUAAAGAACCCAGAGACACAUCUGUGCGACAUAUAUCUGAAAAUAAAGAACCCAGAGACACAUCUGCAAGACA
Owenia fusiformis is the source of this 1584-nucleotide messenger RNA. Lineage: Eukaryota; Metazoa; Annelida; Polychaeta; Sabellida; Oweniidae. The record is from the annotation of a GenBank genome assembly.